UUAAUUAUAACUCCUUUUCCCUCUCUCCUCUCUCUCUCUCUUCCAUGCUGGUGGGUUCUUCUUUAGAUCUCUGAACCAAAGCUCAAAGCUUUACACAGAAGGCACAGAGAGAGAGAAUCAGAGAAGCCACAAACAAAGUGUUUCACUUUAUUUCUUUUUGUUUCUAUUUGAUAUUUUUUUUUUUACUUUUUUCACUCUGUGGUCAAAUGUCUUCCUCUCUACUCUUCUUCUUCUUCCUUUUGGUUUGAGUCUCUCUUGUUACUUUAGAGAGAAAAAUGUUGGCUUUUUGGAGAAGAUGAGUGGAGAAAGGGAAAGUUUUGAUGUUUAAUUGAGUUGACCCACUUCGAUCUACAUCUGGAUUUUGCAGCAUUCUAGAGCGAAAAUGAGGAAACAUGGAUGGCAACUUCCUUACCAUCCUCUUCAGGUGGUGGCUGUUGCUGUGUUCUUGGCUUUAGGGUUCGCUUUCUACGUCUUCUUUGCUCCGUUCGUUGGGAGCAAGAUUCAUCAGUACAUUGCGAUGGGUAUUUACACUCCUCUGAUAACGUGUGUGGUUGGACUGUAUAUAUGGUGUGCGGCUUCAGAUCCUGCAGACCGUGGUGUUUUCCGGUCAAAGAAGUACCUGAAAGUUCCUGAAAACGGGAAGUUUCCUCAAUCAAAGGGCUCAAAAGAUGGUUGUGGUGGUGCUAAGUCUCAUGACAGCACAUGUGUACAGGAUCAAGAAAAUGGAACUAACACCAAGAAACUGGACUCAUCGCAAGGAUCUUGUUUUCUGCGUGUGCUUUGCUCUCCUUGUGCAUUGAUUUGUGGUUGCUGCAGUGGAAGAGAUGAAUCUUCUGAGCAGCAGAUGAGUGAGGAUGGGAUGUUUUAUUGCAGUCUUUGUGAAGUUGAGGUCUACAAAUACAGUAAGCAUUGCAGAGUUUGUGACAAGUGUGUGGACCGUUUUGAUCAUCACUGCAGGUGGCUAAACAACUGCAUUGGCAAGCGGAAUUACCGAAAGUUCUUCAGCCUCAUGAUAUCUGCUAUUUUCUUGCUCAUAAUGCAAUGGUCAACUGGGAUUUUUGUGCUGGUGUUAUGUGUACUCCGCAAGAACCAGUUUAGUGCAGAGAUUGCCUUAAAGUUGGGAAGCAGCUUCUCUCUAGUUCCAUUUGUUAUAGUCGUUGCAGUUUGCACUCUAUUAGCAAUGCUGGCAACGCUACCCCUUGCUCAGCUUUUCUUCUUCCACAUUCUUCUCAUUAAAAAGGGAAUAAGUACAUACGACUACAUAGUUGCACUUAGGGAACAAGAGCAAGAGCUAGAAGCUGGUGGUGGUCAGCAAAGCCCUCAAAUGUCAAUGAUCAGCUCUUUCACUGGACUAAGCAGUGCAAGCUCCUUCAAUACGUUUCAUCGCGGAGCUUGGUGCACCCCACCACGUUUGUUUCUUGAGGAUCAGUUUGAUGUAGUUCCUCCAGAGAAUGCGUCUGUAAGUUCAUAUGGGAAGAAGUCAGUGGUUGAAGAACGCGUCAAGAAGAAGAACCAACCUGUGAAGAUAAGUCCAUGGACUCUAGCUCGCCUCAACGCAGAAGAAGUCUCAAAGGCAGCAGCAGAAGCAAGAAAGAAGUCCAAAAUAAUCAAGCCUGUAGCCAGACGAGAAAACCCCUUCGUUGGGUUAGAAGCAAGCAGCAGCUUCGGAAGCAGCGGCCGGAGAAACUUCCCAGCAAAGUUCGAAGCUGUUAAUAGUAGUAACGGGAAGCAUCAGCGAAGGCAAUCUAAGCGCAUCAGGUUACCAGCAGAGUUGCCUCUAGAACCGCUAAUGAAUGUUCAGACAAGAGCAGCUAUUAUGGAGACAUCAACCAGCUCAGGGCUAGGUCCUCUUCAGCUAGAAGCAAGAAGCGCGUUUCAGACAAGCCGUGCGAUGUCGGGAUCAGGUGGUGGUGUUAUGGUGACGUCUUCACCAGAGAGCAGCUUAGACUCGCAUGACAUUCAACCUUUUAGAGUUUCGUCUGAAGCGGAGGAUUCAGCGCAGCUUAAUGGGUUUUCUUCAGCUGUUGGUUUGAUGAGUCAGCUAAGAGGACAACAACAACAGCAGCAGUCAAUGAUGAUGAUGCCAUUGUCAAGGUCUACAAGUGAUGGCUACGAUGCAUCUGGUGGAGAAGACAGUGAUCAGGUUCCUUCUAGAAACAUCCACAAAUCAAGAUGAGAAAGUAUAAUUAAGUUUUUGAGCUUUAUAAGGGUUUGAGAGGCAUUCUUUGAUAAAAUGCUGUGGUCACAUUCAAGAAAAGUCAACAUUUUUAGACAAAUGUUUAAAAGAGACUCUUACAGUGUCUGCCAAGAGCUCUUAGGUGAAGGCAUCAGGAAGAGUUGUGGAUUCUGAAUAUUUAUUAUUUUAAUUUCAAAGUAAUGAGAACAGUUUGAACGUUAGGGAUUGACCAGAACUUUCAUUUCUUGUUUUGUAAGGAAAAGAUCUUGUUUUGUUUUUUUUUUCAUGAAAAGAAUGUCAAGUUGCACAAUUCAUAUGUUGUUAUCUGAAAUUCUUGCAAA
Messenger RNA from Brassica rapa (field mustard), 2517 nucleotides. Its product is annotated as probable protein S-acyltransferase 22. Gene Ontology annotation, molecular function: protein-cysteine S-palmitoyltransferase activity. Gene Ontology annotation, biological process: protein targeting to membrane; peptidyl-L-cysteine S-palmitoylation. Gene Ontology annotation, cellular component: Golgi apparatus; endoplasmic reticulum. Lineage: Eukaryota; Viridiplantae; Streptophyta; Magnoliopsida; Brassicales; Brassicaceae. The record is from RefSeq and is a predicted model, not a curated record.